Messenger RNA from Meriones unguiculatus (Mongolian gerbil), 2480 nucleotides. It is a transcript of the gene Ugdh, whose product is annotated as UDP-glucose 6-dehydrogenase. Gene Ontology annotation, biological process: glycosaminoglycan biosynthetic process. The transcript has 12 exons. Bases 272 to 1753 code for a protein of 493 amino acids. Gene Ontology annotation, cellular component: nucleus; cytosol. Lineage: Eukaryota; Metazoa; Chordata; Mammalia; Rodentia; Muridae. Gene Ontology annotation, molecular function: NAD binding; UDP-glucose 6-dehydrogenase activity. The record is from RefSeq and is a predicted model, not a curated record.
GUCCUGAAGGAAAUAGAGGCCUGCCCCGGGCCUGGGUCGGAGGGAGGCGGGGCUGCGCCGGGCGGUGGCUGAGUUCACCGUCCCGGGAGGCCUGGCUGCGGGGGAAUGAAGCCUCCGCCUUCCUCGGCAGAAGCUUUUAAAUACGGCCGCGGGCCCUGGACUUGGGCAGCGGCGGGCGGAGCGGGGUGUGGAGCCUGCGGCUUGGAAGACGCUGUCCGAGCGAACGGGAUCCAAGCGGCCGCCGUGCUCCGGCCUUGGAAGUGGUUCAGUCAUGGUUGAAAUUAAGAAGAUCUGUUGCAUUGGUGCGGGCUAUGUUGGUGGACCCACAUGCAGUGUCAUUGCUCAUAUGUGCCCAGAAAUCAGGGUGACAGUUGUUGAUGUCAAUGAGUCAAGAAUCAAUGCAUGGAAUUCUCCAACCCUUCCUAUUUAUGAGCCUGGCCUAAAAGAAGUGGUUGAAUCUUGUCGAGGGAAAAAUCUAUUUUUUUCUACCAAUAUUGAUGAUGCCAUCAGAGAAGCUGAUUUAGUAUUUAUUUCUGUAAACACACCAACAAAAACCUAUGGGAUGGGGAAAGGCCGGGCAGCAGAUUUGAAGUACAUCGAAGCUUGUGCUCGCCGCAUUGUGCAAAACUCGCAUGGGUACAAGAUUGUGACGGAGAAGAGCACAGUCCCCGUGCGCGCAGCAGAGAGCAUCCGCCGCAUAUUUGAUGCCAACACAAAGCCCAACUUGAAUUUACAGGUACUGUCCAAUCCUGAGUUCUUGGCGGAGGGAACAGCCAUCAAGGACCUAAAGAACCCAGACAGAGUCCUGAUUGGAGGGGACGAGACCCCCGAGGGCCAGAAAGCUGUCCGGGCGCUCUGUGCUGUGUAUGAGCACUGGGUUCCCAAGGAAAAGAUCCUCACCACCAACACUUGGUCCUCAGAGCUGUCCAAAUUGGCAGCAAAUGCUUUUCUAGCGCAAAGGAUCAGCAGCAUUAACUCCAUAAGCGCUCUGUGUGAGGCAACAGGGGCUGAUGUGGAAGAGGUGGCAACAGCUAUUGGAAUGGACCAAAGAAUUGGAAAUAAGUUCCUGAAAGCCAGUGUGGGUUUUGGUGGGAGCUGCUUCCAAAAAGAUGUUCUGAAUUUGGUUUAUCUUUGUGAAGCUCUGAAUCUGCCCGAAGUAGCUCGUUACUGGCAGCAGGUCAUAGACAUGAAUGACUACCAGAGGCGGCGGUUUGCAUCGCGGAUCAUAGACAGCCUAUUUAAUACAGUGACGGAUAAGAAGAUAGCUAUCCUGGGGUUUGCAUUCAAAAAGGAUACUGGUGACACCAGAGAGUCCUCCAGCAUCUACAUCAGCAAAUACCUGAUGGAUGAAGGUGCACACCUCCAUAUAUAUGAUCCAAAAGUGCCCAGGGAACAAAUAGUUGUGGAUCUUUCCCAUCCAGGUGUUUCAGUGGAUGACCAAGUGUCCAGACUGGUGACCAUUUCCAAGGACCCAUAUGAAGCGUGUGACGGCGCCCAUGCUCUUGUCAUCUGCACUGAGUGGGACAUGUUUAAGGAACUGGAUUAUGAGCGGAUUCAUAAGAAAAUGCUGAAGCCAGCCUUUAUCUUUGAUGGGAGGCGCGUCCUGGACGGGCUGCACACUGAACUGCAGGCCAUUGGCUUCCAGAUUGAAACAAUUGGCAAAAAGGUAUCUUCCAAGAGAAUUCCAUAUACUCCUGGUGAAAUUCCAAAGUUUAGUCUUCAGGAUCCACCUAACAAGAAGCCUAAAGUCUAGACAUAGCCAUUUUACCUGUGAUGAUUUUGGUUCUUCAGGGUGGCCAGUGUCUGUGUGACAUUAAAUGGUAAAUGACUACAUGUUUUUAAGGAAACAAAAAUAUUUUUUUAUCAUCAAAUUUAUACUAGCUGUAUGGGUGUUAGCAUAUCAAGUAAUUAUGAAUCUAGAGUAAUUUUUACAUAUUUUUAUAUUAUUGUCCUCUCAGUUGUUGAAUGGAUGGAAAGCAAUCAUGUUGGUUUAAAUGUUGUCAGUUUUUAUAUAAUAAAAAUGAAACUUGGAACACUUUUUAGCAUUACAAAUUGUCCAAAGACUACAAUCAGAAUGAGAGAAAGGUAGUCUUUUCCUGUGCGUUGAUUUGUGUGCUCAUUAUUAAAUGUGAUUUUGAAGCCAUGAAUUCACUGUGCUAGUAUAUAUGGACUAGUUAAAGUUCUGUGGCUUUUUGUUUUAAUGAGAUAUGUCAUUAGUGGUUUUAAAUGUUUUUCGGUUUUUCCCAAAAGAUCACUGUGCAUCUCCUUCCACACUUACCUUGAAAUUUUUUUUUUUUUUUAAUUUAACCUGAGAAGAAACUUGGUAGUAUUUGGUUCUUUGUUUCUUAGCUUUUGCCACUGAUGGUUAUUUUUACAGCCUAUGAGUCAAAAAUUGUUUCCUUUUGACUUUUUAUUUCUAUUACAUUCUAAUUUUUUUUCUUUUAAGCAAGAACUAAUAAAAUCUCAUGUGUAAACUAAAA